AUCCGAAUACCCAGAUACCCGAUCACAAACAACAGACGCACGUAUCACCAUAAGCUGCAAAAUGUCAGCUCUAGCUCUAGCUCUAGUACUGCUCUGCUCGGCCGCGAUCAUGGUGGCGCCUGCGGCGGCGGACGUGGAGUCCCAUAGCUUCCCCGUCUUCAACGCCACCACGACCGAGAGCCUGUGGGUCGCCACGAACAUGUCCAUCGUCAUGCCCGCAGCGCUCCUCUUCAUGCCCGAGCAGCCGCUUCCCGAGGUCAACGUUUCCGAGGGGUUUCUGCUGCUCCCCAAGAGGAUCGACGUCUGGCGCGCCGGCGCCGGCGCGCUGCCGACACGCGAGGCGUCCUUCAACACGAGCUUCACGGUGGAAAGCUCUGCCCCUCCCGUCUCGUUCGUCCUCCUCCUCGACAGGUUCCCGACGCUCAACAACCCCUUGGGCCUCCGUGGCGCUAACGACUCGUGGACGGGCGCCGCGCCCAACGCCACGGACGGCCUCAGCGCGGUCGAGGUCGGCACGGUGAGGUCGUACGCGCCAGAGUCUCCCAACGUCGGCCUCAACGUCACCAUCGCGCCCAACGGCACCGCGGCGCCUGGCCGCCGCGCCGUGUGGGUCGAGUACAACGCCGUCGAGCACAUCCUACGCGUGUACGUCGCCGCCGGUGGGGAACCGAGGCCAGCCAGAGCGCUCCUCGACGCGCGUCUCUCCCUCGCUGGCCAAGGCACCACGCAAACCGCGUUGGUUGGCUUCUUCGCCGCCAGAGUCCGCGAUAUCUUCCUCGCUGUUCGUGAUUGGGACCUCACGGUGGACAGGCUCGACACCAAUGGCAAGAAGAAGGGAACGCCGUGGUGGGUGAUACUGAUCGCGGUGAUCGGGUCCGUGGCCGCCACUGCCGCCAUCGUCUCGCUGGUGGUGUGCUCCUUUGUAUCGAGGCGACGGGCGCGCGAUAUGGAACCCAAGCAAUAGUCUAUACAGACUUGUCAUGUGCGUGUAGACGAUCUGUGUGCAACUCUGCAAACUACUAUGUUUUUAUGUUACUUUCAAGUUUGAAAUUCAAAU
Messenger RNA from Triticum aestivum (bread wheat), 1057 nucleotides. RefSeq lists its product as uncharacterized. The coding region runs from base 62 to 964 and encodes 300 amino acids. NCBI's taxonomy places the organism in Eukaryota, Viridiplantae, Streptophyta, Magnoliopsida, Poales, Poaceae. Gene Ontology annotation, molecular function: carbohydrate binding. The record is from RefSeq and is a predicted model, not a curated record. The transcript has a single exon.